UUUCGGACUGAACAUUUUUUUUUUACAGUCAGAAGUUCGAGCUGUAAAAAUAUCAACUCGCUUUAACGUUGUCUGAUAGCUUAACUAACGUUGUCAACAUCGUUUUGCAAAUAUUUCAACAAUAGUAUUCAAGAAAACGUGUUGAUAACAGUAGUUUAUCUUUUCUAUACGUCUUGGAAGGCAAACUACCUGAAAAGCCACAAAUUGGAUUAAGGAAAUCCGACCGUGAUAGUUAGCUAGCUCGUUAGCAUCUUUGAAGGAGUCGCUUUUCACCUCUCUCUGUCCUCGUUUGUACCCGAUAUCAGGUUGAAGUAACUUUUCCACCAAUAAUCUCUUUUGUUUAACAAAACCGUAUUGCAUGUUUCGCCGUUUUUUGUUGUUGUUGUUGUUGUUGUUGCAAAGGUCGGGUACAGUAGUGACAGUGAGUAGCCCGGCUAAGCUAAGCUACUGUAGUUACCAUGGAGACCCAUUGGAGUCAUCUUCAGUCCAGUGGACGAGACAAACAACGAAAGAAGGGAUUCACCGCAGGACAAGGUGGAUCAUCUGGAGGCGAGGAUGGAGACCGUAAACCAAAGUUUCAUUUACAGGUUAAAAACAUGAAGGAUGAUAUGAUGGACAGGUUCGCCAGUAUCCGUAUCCCGGGCAGUAAGAAAGAGCGUCCUCACCUCCCUCACGUCAAACACUCCUCCUCGUCUGAAUGGUCUUCCUCCUCCGCUGAGUUUGAGGAACUGUCCUCCAAGAUCACCUCAGAACAGGAGAUACUGGGCCUCUUUGAGAAGAUGAUGGAGGAUAUGAACCUGAAUGAUGACAAGAAGGCUCCCCUGAGAGAGAAAGAUCUGACCACCAAGAGAGAGAUGGUUAUCCAGUACAUUGUUACUGCCUCCAAAACAGUAGGUGGAGAGUUAUGGUUCAUAAUGUGGUAGGAAACUG
Oncorhynchus tshawytscha (Chinook salmon) is the source of this 930-nucleotide messenger RNA. RefSeq names its product protein diaphanous homolog 3-like. Gene Ontology annotation, biological process: actin filament polymerization; actin cytoskeleton organization. The coding region runs from base 459 to 923 and encodes 154 amino acids. The transcript is spliced from 4 exons. The record is from RefSeq and is a predicted model, not a curated record. NCBI's taxonomy places the organism in Eukaryota, Metazoa, Chordata, Actinopteri, Salmoniformes, Salmonidae. Gene Ontology annotation, cellular component: actin filament; cytoplasm. Gene Ontology annotation, molecular function: actin binding; small GTPase binding; microtubule binding.